Molecule: messenger RNA, 2056 nt
Organism: Danio aesculapii
Lineage: Eukaryota; Metazoa; Chordata; Actinopteri; Cypriniformes; Danionidae
Gene: orc2
Product: origin recognition complex, subunit 2
Exons: 16
Coding region: 125-1789 (554 amino acids)
Biological process (GO): DNA replication
Cellular component (GO): nucleus; nuclear origin of replication recognition complex
Molecular function (GO): DNA replication origin binding
Source: RefSeq, a predicted model, not a curated record
UUUUUUCCUGUGGCGCGGAAUUGUCAUCUCCUCACACGUUUUCAACAAGUUAAUUUUCUCCAAUAUGAGGUUUUAUAAUCAUAAUCAGUGUUAAUAAUCGGACAGAGAGUGUGUGAAGCGCACGAUGACGCAGAAAAAGCCGCUAGAGGUGCGCUUUGUGCCCGAUGAAGAUGUUCUGGAUCAUAUUGUGGAGAAACAGCAAGACACAAAGGCAGUGAACGGAUCCGUGCAGACGCUGGUGAUCCUGAAAACCACUCAGAAAAGCAAGAGAUCAGCUGAGGAGGAUGAUGAUGAUGAAGAUGAGGAGGUGUUCAGUGAGCAGCAGUAUGUGGAGGCGCUCUGCACUGCAGAAACAGAUGAGUGUGAGAGCGCUGGUGGAUCCUCCGUCUUCUCCUUCCAGACCAUCAAACGCAGGAAUAAAAUGGCUCAGAUGGCAUCUGAAUUGGCUCGUACUCCAGGUAAGAGUGUGAGCUUCUGCACAGACGCCGCCGCUGAAGACUCCAGCAAAAAAUCAGCCGCUCUGAAUAAAACCCCUCAGAAGGGCAAGAAGGUUCAGUUCAUCUCCACAACACCACACCGGCUGCGCAAGAGACUCUCAGCUCCAGCUCUGCGUUCAGACAGUGAGAGUGAUUUCUCUCCGUCAAACUCUGAGGAUGAAGAAGAUGAAGAACACACUCAGCCCAAAACCCCCAGCAAACACACACCAGCGGCAGCAGCGGCUGCGCUCUACAAAACACCCAGUAAGAAGAGCAAGAAGACAGCUGAGAGUGAUCUGGUGGAGGAGUAUUUCCAGGCUCACAGCAGCUCUAAAGUGUUGACGUCUGACCGCACGCUGCAGAGGCUACACACACCACAGCUGGACCGGGAAACCCUGCUCAGCCUGCUGGGUAAAAACACGCCGCGCUUCGCUGAAGAGAUCAAUCAACUCAACACUAAACACGAGAAGAACUUCAGACAGUGGAUGCUGCAGCUGCGCAUGGGCUUUAAUAUCCUCCUGUACGGUCUGGGCUCGAAGCAGCUGCUGCUGGAGAAGUUUCGCUCCUCGAUGCUCUCAGAUUAUGAUCAUGUGGUGGUCAACGGCUUCUUCCCCAGCAUCACACUCAAAUCUAUCCUGAACAGCAUCACGGUGGAUGUGUUUGAACACCAGGGAAGUUUCCGGAACCCAGCGGAGCAGAUGGACUUCAUCAUCAGGACCCUCAGAGGAGAUCCGUCCAAUCAUGUGUUCCUGAUCAUCAACAACAUCGAUGGGCCAAUGCUGAGGGGUGACAGGAACCAGCAGGCUCUGGGUCAGCUGGCGGCAUUACCCAACAUGCACCUGCUGGCCUCCAUCGACCACAUCAACGCCCCGCUGGUCUGGGAUCAUGCUAAGAUGAGCAUGUUUAACUGGCUGUGGUUCGAGAGCACCACGUACCUCUCGUACACUGAGGAGACGUCUUACGAGAACUCACUGCUGGUGCAGCAGACGGGGGCGCUGGCGCUCAGCUCACUCACACAUGUGCUGCGUAGCCUCACACCGAAUGCCAGGGGGAUCUUCAGAUUACUGGCAGAGUUUCAGCUGGAGAACAAGGAUAAUCCUGCGUACAGCGGUUUGUCCUUCCAGGAUUUCUACCAGCGCUGCCGAGAGUCUUUCCUGGUGAACAGCGACAUCACACUGCGCACGCAACUCACCGAGUUCAGAGACCACAAACUCAUCCGCAACAAGAAGGGUGCUGACGGUGUGGAGUAUCUGCUGAUCCCGGUGGACAACGGGACGCUCUCUGACUUUCUGGAGAAGAACGACGUGGAGUAAAAGAUGAUGAACUUUCUUAUCAACAUCAUUGAUCUGAUUGUGUGUUCAAGAAUCAUCAGGUUUGAGAGUCGACAGCGAGUGUGUGUGUGUGUGUGGCACUUCAUUCUGUAGCCCAAUCAUGUACAGUAUUCUGUAAAGCCUUGUAGAAUCAUAACAAUAAAUCUUAUAUGCAGUUCAGAAUUUAUUUACAUAAAAAAAUACAUUCUCAAAUAUAUCUAUACUGUAUUAAAGACAAAUAUAUACGCCAAUAAAGCAACACAAACCAUU